GAUAUUAUUGAACACUACCGGUUUUGUGAAUCAGUGCAUUUCUGCAGUGCACAAUGAAGCACCAUCAUCAUCAUCAUCAUCAUCAUCAUCAUCCUCUCUGACGCACAUCGAGGAGGAAUCCCACCGCUCGCAUCAUCACCGCCAGUGGGCGUGGCUUCAUCUCCGGGCUUCAUUCAUAAACUCCGGCUGCCAUUAGGAUGAAAUGUAACGCGCCUGCUGGAGCGUCGUGCCAUUGGUGAGCGCUUAUAACGCGUCCCUCGCGCGGACAGCAUGCAUUACAAAUAGGCGUCACACACACGCUUCUGGAUCAUGAGUGAUGAGUCUCCAUUACAGACCCGUCUCACCACUGACGUGCCUCUGGUGUCGGGUUCUCAGGAGAACUACGUCCUGCUGCUGGUGAUGCUGUGUGUGUUCGCCGGCGGGACGCUGAUCGUUCUGUCCGUCCUGCUGGUCUUCUGUCACCGCUGCUGUCGAGGAGAACGACGCUACUCCAGAGCCAGUGAUGACCUGGAAAAAACCAACACUACAUACGUCGAGGAGAGUCAGCCGACACAAGACAUCACCAUCAGACUCGAGAGCGGCGAGUCGAUGUCCACUUCCAGUUGUCAUGGCGAUACGGACGUGGAUCAUUUCCUGUCUGCGUCGUGCACCGGACGACGGGUCUCUUUCAACGAAGCUGCCAUCUAUGAGCAGAGCGCCAAAGACCAGGAGAAAGGUCGAAGGUACACGCUCACAGAAGGAGACUUCCAUCACCUGAAGAAAGCUCGUCUGACACACCUGCACAUCCAGCCGCCGGCGCUGAAGAUCCUCACCAUCAUGGAAUGUGAUUCACCGGAGAACAGCGUCACGGUCACCGAACAGCCCUCACAACACCCGUCCCUCUCCAUAUUCCAGCCCACUGAGGGCCCCAUGCCAGAGGCUCCAGGAUUGUGGAGCAGUCAAAGCCCCAGCUGUGCUCUGCCCGGAGACACACUCAACUUCACCCUGAACACCAGCGCCGAACACACCGGCAAACCUGCCCGAUCACAAACCAUUGAGGUGAUGAGCAGAAGCCUGCUGAUGGACAGAGAUUCCACUUCCUGUCCAGCUCAGGGCACCAUGCUCCACUUCCUCUCUAAGCUCAGACGCCACGCAAGCCUGGAGGGAGCGGGUCCGUUCUUCAGCGUCAAGAAAUGGAGACUCGACACCAUCCAGAGAGCAGCGAGUCUUGACAUGAGAGUUUCUCCACGGAGACGUGCAUUUCAGAGGCAGCGGGCAGCCAGUGAGACGCUGGAUCAGGGAGAAGAAAACUUACAGGGUGGAGUCGGUGACUUUCUGUUGCGAAAACCUCCCACUCAGGCACAGAUGGAACCGCCUAGACGCCUCUCGGCUGGUUCUUUGGCCACUACUGCAGGAGCUCCUCCUGCCCUCAGCAGGUUAGAGGUAGAGGCUGUAAUGGAGCUCAAAUACAACACAGAUGCAGUGAUGAAAGACACAACUACAGCUUUCCCCUCAUCCCAGGGACCUCUGGAUGGUGAAGAGGAUGGACAGGAGAUGAUGGCAGGAGCAUCAGGAGGCGGUGGUGAAGAGUUUGGUCCGGCGAGUCAUCAGGAGAGUCUAGAGCAGCCCAGCCUGUACCGUGACAUCUGGAGCUUGAGAGCGUCACUGGAGCAGUACGCCUCGUCCGACCUGAGCAGCAACGACAGAGACUCCACUCGCAGCGAUGCGGACAGCGUUUGCUCGGCAGGAGCAUCAAGAGCGGGCGUCCCCAACUACCAGUCGCAAGACAUCGAUGACGACAUGGACGGGGAUGGUGAGCUGCCGUAUGACGAUGUGGUCAGGGAUGCCGGGCAGAGGAGAAACGGACGAGACAGUGUAGACUCUGAGAGAGGCAGCGACGGAGAGACAAACAACCGGAAGCUUCUGCAAAUGGACAGCGGCUACGCCUCUAUCGAGGCUCCUUGCAAGGCUCCAGAGGAAUUCAGACUGUUCGGAAGUAGCUCCACAAAGACUGCUUCAGAACGCCGCCGCUUUUUCACCAAUUCUGGCCGUAAAGGCACGGUUUGCGAGAGUUUUGAGGCACGGCUGUUUAAAGAGGAGCUGGAAGAUGAGGCGUCGGAGAGCAGUAUAAGUUUGGAGGCAGAGGCUUCCCAAGAACCACAACCUGCGACCAAACCCAGACCGCGCUUCCGCCGCCGAGACUACAGCAUCGAUGAGAAGACGGAGGCGCUGUUCAACGAAUUCCUACGCCAUGAUCCCCAGUUCGACCAGCAGGGUUCACCCUCAUUGCGUCACCGCCACCGUUCCCGUAUCCAUCUCCGGAAGCAGUGGCAGCGCAGCAAACAGUACAGCGACCCCGGUACCGCUAGAUACUCACCAUCCCUAGAGCGACAGCGCUGCUACCCACUACGCCGAGGUGACAGCGCCAACUACCCCUUGGACACACGCUACCAUAGUACCUUGCCUCGCAUCGCUAGCGCAGCGGAUGAGGAGGGCAGCGAGGGAGCCGCAGGUACAGAAUCACCCGAGCCGGAAACAGCCGGUCCGGAGCAGGAGGGUGCUGGUCCGCCCUCGGCUGCAGAAAGUUCUGGACCAGACUUGGAGGAAAAUGCAAACAACAGCAGCAACAACACAAGCCGACAUUUCUUUUCAUCGCAAUCGCAGGACAACUGUGCCAGGGAUUGUGAUAUACUGGAGAACUUUGGGACAACUGCUCAUCCCGCCGAUUCACAUAAACAUUCACAGAUGGAGGUCGUGGACCUCGGUGGGUCGAUGACCACAUUUAGCUCUCAUUUGCAUUCACACACAGACACACUCAUGCCAGACCCUACUGAUCUGGAUCAGGAUUCAGACUAUAUGCGUCACACCUAUUCUGACAUAAGUCCGUCAGACAAACUGGCGUCCAUGCUGGACGAUCGGCUCUACUCUAACCUGAGGACUCAAAGAGGAAGUCAAGAGUGUGUCGUGACCGUAAGCCGCACCUCGCCAGAUCUAGAAGAAUAAAGGGCUGGUUACACCAAGAAUGAUAACUAUAACCAUAAAGUUUUAAUAAUCAUUCUAACUCUAAGAGAAUAGCAAAAUCACAACACAACUGUAACGAUAACGACACAGAGGAACAAUAUUGUUGGAAUUUAUUCCAUUUGACUUUAAAGAGCUCGAGCAUUUAAAGCGGAACACAACAAAACUGCAGCAUGCACUUAUAUUAAACAGAAUGUCUGCUGGUGUGGAUGCUAAUAUAGUUAUUGUUAUAGUUAUCGUUCUUGUACAGAAUAGUUUGGGUAAUGUUUUCAGAUCUGUUUUUUGAAUGACACUAACUCCGUUUCCACCGACAGGGUGCUGGUGCUGUGCUACUAAUGUCUUCAUCACUUAAAAACGACAACAACUCAAUCUAGCAACACUGACGACAAACAAAACUAAUCACGCCCAUUAUAAUUCGUCCGGAUGCUUUUUUUUUGCCAUCCAAAAAACCCCCAAAACAUUUUACUUAUAAAUAUCCAAAGUGAUAAUUUAUUAUUAGGAAUUUUAUUUGUUUAAACAACAUAUAAUCAACAUAUAAUAUAAUAAUGAUGUUAAAAGAUGUGUCAAAAAGAAUAGUGAUAGUUUGUGGAUAGGUUGUGAAGUAACGCUCAUUUGGUACCAGUUCUGAAUGAGUUCUGUAGAUCCGGUGGGCGAGCACCAGCACCGGUCCUGUGGAAGGAGAAUAGAAAACAUUAGAGAAAUGACUAUAACUCUACUUCAGUAGAACAUGAAACAAGAUGAAUACAAGCAUGACAUAUGCUGGGAACAGUAGCAAUAAAUAGGUGAGGCGUGUAAUUUUUGUACGUUAAAAUACCUUCUCGUAACCUAGUUUAAACUGUAGAGUCGAGUAUAACCCUGGUACACUGACCAAUGGAAAACAGUCAUUAUUUUUGCAACUCUGUUUAGUGACAGAAAUUGCACACUUCACCUUAAAAAAAAUAUAAGAGUUUGAACAGUACGAAUGCAUCCAUACUGACCCAGGGUGAAACGCUAGAAAACCUCAUUUAGCAGCAUUCAUCUUCUAAGGGACUAUAGAUACACUGAUCUGCGGUCAAAUGAACUUUCACUGUGAAAUAAGCAGCAGCCGUUUGGUGCUUUGAGUCACGUUUCAGAAAUCAGCACUGAUCAUUUCUAAUUAAACCGAUCUAGAUCACACUUUCUGUGAUGUGCUUCGAACCAUGAAGGUUGAGAUCAUCGAAUAAACUCCUAUCAUCACCUAUGCUUAUAUAUCCCACAAUGCACUAUUCAGAACAUCCUCUUUACUAAAACAUUAAUGCUAAGAAUAUCAGCCUCAAUAUCUCAGUUUUCAUAUCAUACAUGACACAUUUAUGACCGUAGUUGUACUAUGACAUUCAGAUCAUGUUCAGCAUUGGAGAAUGCAGGGUAGGUUGUAGAAAAUUGUAUAUACAUGUACAUGUACAUCACUCUGAAUGGCCAUUUUUGAAUGAUAAUUCCUUUGCAAUAAAGGUAAUUUUGUUGGUUUUA
Messenger RNA from Ctenopharyngodon idella (grass carp), 4482 nucleotides. Its product is annotated as voltage-dependent calcium channel beta subunit-associated regulatory protein-like. The transcript is spliced from 10 exons. The record is from RefSeq and is a predicted model, not a curated record. Bases 310 to 2982 code for a protein of 890 amino acids. Lineage: Eukaryota; Metazoa; Chordata; Actinopteri; Cypriniformes; Xenocyprididae. Gene Ontology annotation, biological process: negative regulation of voltage-gated calcium channel activity; negative regulation of calcium ion-dependent exocytosis. Gene Ontology annotation, cellular component: plasma membrane; secretory granule. Gene Ontology annotation, molecular function: transmembrane transporter binding.